CGGGGGCCUUUUCCUUAAACUUCCUCAGACAGUGCAUCAUUUCUCCCAAGGCAGCUCCGUAAGCAUCAGGAUGAGCACCAACAAGUUUGACGACUUGCUAACCCAACUUGGCACCGGCAAGUGGAACCUGCUGUACUUCCUCGGCUCUGCCUAUUGGUGUCUGUGGAUGCCGCCUCAGUUCAUCAGUGGCAUCUACCUGGCUCCAGCCGUCAACUACACCUGCCUCCCACCUGAGAACGAGAGUGUCGUCGAGAUAUCACAAGAUUCGUGUAGCUACAUGGUGAGAACGUCGUCCUCGGCGGAGUUGGAGGAAGAACUAUGCAGUGAAUGGGACUUUGACACCUCUGUCUUCUCCAGCACCAUCACCUCCGAGUUCUCGCUGGUGUGUGGACGAGGGCACCUGAGAGCCACCUACCAGAGCAUUUACAUGCUGGGCACCUUCAUCAGUCCCCUGCUGGCAGGAUACCUGGCUGACAGGUUUGGGCGGAAAAUCGUGGUGGUGGUGACACAGGUGGUGACAGCACUGACCUCGCUAAGCCUCUGUUUCCUCACCAACUUCAUAGCCAUCCUCAUCGUCCGCUUCAUCAUGGGAUCCGUCAACCUCCUCACCUUCUUCAUCCUUGCGUUGGAAGUGUGCGAGCCAAAGCAUCGGGGCACAGUGGGCAUCCUAACAGGCUUACCGUGGGCACUGGGCACGAUGGCGUGGGGUGCCAUGGCUUACCUAAUUCGUGACUGGCGGUGGUUGCAGGCUGCCGUGUCUCUCCCCACAGUUCUCAACUUCUUUCCCCUAUACUUCAUGGACGAGUCACCUCGCUGGCUUAUAGUGAACGGCCAACACGACAGUGCCCUCCGUGUCCUACAGAAGGCCGCCCGCUGGAACAAUGCUACCAUCCCGCUUGAAGAGGACCUCCGUGACCUUAUGAGGAAUAUUCAGGAUGAGUCAUCCACGCCGCUAAGAACUAGGGACACCACUCAAGAAAGUUGGCCGAAAGAAGUUAUGCGGAUUCCUCCCUGUGCCGAGCCUCUUGAGGGGUCGGCAACCUUUUGA
Homarus americanus (American lobster) is the source of this 1048-nucleotide messenger RNA. RefSeq names its product organic cation transporter-like protein. Gene Ontology annotation, molecular function: transmembrane transporter activity. The record is from RefSeq and is a predicted model, not a curated record. Gene Ontology annotation, biological process: transmembrane transport. The coding region runs from base 71 to 1048 and encodes 325 amino acids. Lineage: Eukaryota; Metazoa; Arthropoda; Malacostraca; Decapoda; Nephropidae. The transcript has 10 exons. Gene Ontology annotation, cellular component: membrane.